AUGGAGACUCACGGCGUUAAAGCGCUGCGCGUGCAGCUCGCGGACGAGGGCGGCCUGCCGUUCUACGUCCGCGCGUCGGACGUGCGGAAGAGCGAUAAGAGCGCCGCGGCGCCGGGGGAGGCGCGAAAGGCGGAGUUUCUCGCGGACGGGGUCACGCCGAUUCCGGACGACAUCGCGCCGUCGGAGACGAACGUGGUGGGGAACUACGCGGUGCAGAUCUCGUGGCCGGACGGGUUCUCGCAGGUGGCGACGUUCGCGCAGAUCGCGGCGCUGGAGCGGUUGGAGGUGAAGGGCGCCGGGAAGAGAGCGGAAGAGACCGCCGCCGCGGCGAGGAGUUGA
Molecule: messenger RNA, 339 nt
Organism: Micromonas pusilla CCMP1545
Lineage: Eukaryota; Viridiplantae; Chlorophyta; Mamiellophyceae; Mamiellales; Mamiellaceae
Exons: 1
Coding region: 1-339 (112 amino acids)
Source: RefSeq, a predicted model, not a curated record